Eurytemora carolleeae is the source of this 1870-nucleotide messenger RNA. RefSeq names its product coiled-coil domain-containing protein 174. NCBI's taxonomy places the organism in Eukaryota, Metazoa, Arthropoda, Copepoda, Calanoida, Temoridae. The record is from RefSeq and is a predicted model, not a curated record. Bases 44 to 1834 code for a protein of 596 amino acids. The transcript has a single exon. Gene Ontology annotation, cellular component: nucleus.
AAUGAAAUAUUAAUAUAUUUUCAGAGAAAGAAUUUCUUUUAAAAUGUCUCUCUCUCGCGGUUUGUACGGCGAGAAAAAAGAAGUUCUUCAUCUUCAGGCGGACGCAACUUCCCUGGCGGAUCUCAAGGCGGAGACCGUUCGGAAAAAGGCGGAGGCCGUUAAGAAUCGUCAACAGGGAAACUACCGGCCGGAAAAAAGCGGCGAAAACAAGAAAAAGGCGAAUAUUUGGUCGAAGGAGAACACUGGACUGUUGGCGAGGAUGCAGAGGGAUAUGGAGGUCAAGGCGGAGGAGGAGAGAAACUGGGCCAAAUCUAAAUCCAUCAUGGAGCGGAAAUCCAAGCUCUAUGAUAGUCUAAAGACUGGAAAGGGUAAAAGCGAGGUCGCCAGCAAUUUCCUGGUUAAUUUUAGCGAUCGACGGGAUAGUGAUUCUGAUUCAGACGAUGGAAGGUAUCAGAGUAAGGAUUAUCCGGCAAGUAAGGACGGAGAGGAGUGGGUUGAAUACACAGAUCCUCUUGGACGAACUAGAACUUGUAUGAAGAAAGAUUUAAAGCGAGUUCAGAGGAAAAAUAAGGAUAUCGUCCGUAUUGACGAAGAUGACGAUUCUGAGGACGAUAGGCGUGAAAGAACGAGACCGGCGAAUAGUGACGAUGAACCGGAUUUGUUAAGUGAAGAUAUGAGACGAGAUAUGCUCCGGCAGAAGUGGGAGAAGGAGGAAAUGGAAAACUUGACCAAGGAUUCUCUUCAUUACACUGAUGUUAGGUUUGAUGAGGCUCGGAACCAUGGAGCAGGAUUCUACGCUUUCUCCAAAGACGGAGAUAAAAGAACUCAAGAGCAGGUUACUCUCAAGAAACUACACGAGGAAACCGACGAAGCAAGGAAGGAGAAAGAACGAAAGGCGGUUAAAAGAAAACGUGAAAUGGCGGAGAGAAUAAGGAAGAUUAAACAGAAACGGCGAGAAAAGUUGGGACUUCCGCCGUUAGAGGACGAGGAGGCGGAAGAGGACAAUUUGGAGGAGGACACAGACCCUGACUUCACCAAGAGCGUGAUGGAAGGGUUGAAGAAGUUCAGGGAGAAGAACGAGGAGGAGGAGCGGAGAAGGAAUGAUGUCCGACGGAAAGAAUCUUUACGGGAGUGGGAUGAAGGGAAGGAAGGAACGAGUGAGGUGAGGAAGGAGUGGAAGGUUAUGACCCAGCAGGAAUGGUUGGAUAAACAGAGGAAAGACCGACAAAAUGAAUUUGCUCCGCCCUCCGCGUAUACUGAGGCAAGAACCAUAUUACAGAAGAAAGAGGAAGAAUUUAUUAAGCUGCAGGAAGAGAAACGUAGAAUGACCAAAUCCAAACCUAAAGAAAACAAAUUUGUUAAACCUCCACCACCCUAUGAAAGACUAGCUGUUCCUAAACCAAUCCCUUCUCUAGAUCCUAUGGCCAUGUUAGAGGCAACCCCAACCUUCACCGAAUCAAAGGCACACACUAGACCGACCUUCUCCGAGGUGAACUCUGGCACUUCUCCGGGUAUAUCCGGUAUAGAGCCACUAAUGAAUUCCUAUUCUACAGCAAUGCGGCUGGAUUUACAUAAGAAGAUGCAGGAUCAACAUUUCUUGCCGAGACCUGGACUGAACACCGCUAUCAUCAAUGAGCUAGAGGAGUUCGAGGAGUCAGAUGAUGAGGAGGAUGAAGUCUUACGUCGAGGUCAAAAGGCGGAGGUUGCUCCGCCCUCGAGUAUGGAUUAUUAUUCCUUUUCUGGCGGACCAAGGGAUAGUAAACAUGGGUUCAGAACCCAUGAAGAUAUGGCGAGUGCUUUUAACCAGGGUCUAAAUAAUGCGCGAAAAAAAUGAUGAAAAGACGCGGGAGAAAAAAUUUCAUACUUUCAG